Molecule: messenger RNA, 4011 nt
Organism: Trichosporon asahii var. asahii CBS 2479
Lineage: Eukaryota; Fungi; Basidiomycota; Tremellomycetes; Trichosporonales; Trichosporonaceae
Product: cytochrome P450
Exons: 6
Coding region: 1-4011 (1336 amino acids)
Biological process (GO): iron-sulfur cluster assembly
Cellular component (GO): cytosol
Molecular function (GO): flavin adenine dinucleotide binding; iron ion binding; heme binding
Source: RefSeq, a predicted model, not a curated record
AUGUCCGACCCCCACAACGACAAGAACGACCAGAACGGCGGCGGCGAGGUCGCCAAGACGGCGGAGGGCACGACGCCCAUCCCCCAGCCCAAGGAGACCAUCUUCCUCGGCAACCUGCUCGACCUCGACCUGAACGACAAGAUGGGCUCGCUGUGCCGGCUUGCGGCGUUGUACGGCGAGAUCUACCAGCUCAAGCUCAAGGAGUAUGUCGUCUUCCUCUCGUCGCAGCGCCUCGUGCACUACAUCUGCAACGAGCAGAAGUACCACAAGUUCAUCUCGCAGCCGCUCAAAGAGGUGCGCGCGUUUGCCGGCGAUGGUCUCUUCACGAGCUACACCGGCGAGCACAACUGGGAGCUUGCCCACCGCAUUCUAGUCCCCGCAUUCAGCCCUGUCGCCAUCCGCAAGAUGCAGCCGAUGAUGUGCGACGUCAUCACCCAGAUGCUCAUGUUCUGGGAGCACCACGCUGGCCAGCCCUUCGAGGCCGCCGACCAGUACACCCGUCUCACCUUUAACCGCUCGUCUCGCCCGGACCUGAUCCAGGCGAUCAUGCUCGGCAGCGAGCGCGAGUACCGCGAGGACACGAAGGAGCUGUGGCGCCAGUGUGACGAGAUUGUGGCCGAACGUCGCCGUCACCCGGACCCCGAGGCUCACGACUUGCUCAACAAUAUGAUCCUCGACAAGGACCCGAAGACGGGCGAGCACCUGUCCGACGAAAACAUUCGCUUCCAGAUGGUCACCUUCCUGAUCGCGGGACACGAGACGACCUCGGGCCUGCUCUCCUUUGCGACGUACUACAUGCUCAAGCACCCCAACAUCUUCCAGAAGGCGCGCGAGGAGGCGGACCGCGUCAUUGCCGAGGCGGGCGGCAACCUCCUCAAGAUCAACCCCUCGCACCUGACCUACAUCGAGGCUUUGCUCAAAGAGAGUCUGCGUCUCCAGCCGACCGCGCCGGCUUGGGCGGUCACCCCCGUUUCCGAGGAGGGCGACAUUCUCCCCGGCGGCUUCAAGGUCAACUACGGCCAGUCCAUCGCCGUGCUCCUGCCCGCGCUCGGACGCGACCCGGAUGCCUGGGGACCCGACGCGGACGAGUUCAAUCCCGAGCGCUGGCUUGACGGGCGCGAGAUCAAGGAGGACGCGUGGAAGCCGUUCGGCAACGGUGCGCGCGCGUGUAUCGGCCGUAUCUUUGCGAUGCAGGAGGCCAUUCUCGCUGUUGCGCUCAUCGUGAACCGUUUCGACCUCACGAUGGCCGACCCCGAGUACGACCUCGCCAUCAAGCAGACGCUCACGAUCAAGCCCAAGGACUUCAACAUCAUCGCGCACCCCCGCAAGAACAAGAACCAGUCGCUCCUCUCCGAGCUCCUCGCCGGCGGCACCGCGAGCACCAAGAAUGACAAGGUCGACACGGCUUCGCACCAGCAGUCCUCCGCUGCCGUGGCCAAGAACGGCGAGAAGAUGUAUGUCUACUACGGCUCGAACUCGGGUUCGUGCGAGGGCCUCGCGCGCGAGGUCGCCGCCGAGGCCAAGGCCAAGGGCUUUGACGUCACGCUUGGCGAGCUCGAUACGGCGUGCACGAGCGGCAAGCUGCCGACCGACGGCCCCGUCGUCAUCGUAACGGCGUCGUACGAGGGCCAGCCGACCGACAACGCGCGCAUCUUUGUCGAGGCGCUCAAGAACCUCCCCGACGGCUCCGAGAAGGGCGUCAAGUACUGCGUCAUGGGUGCCGGCCACCACGACUGGGCGGCGACGUUCCACCGCAUCCCCAAGUUUAUUGACGAGCGCAUCGCGCAGCUCGGCGGAGAGCGCUUCAUGCCCCUCUCGCUCGGCGAUGCCGGUGGCGACAUUCUCGAGGACUUUGAGGACUUCAAGGAGAAGCUCUGGGACCACUUCAAGGGCUCGAACCCCACGCCGAGGGGUGGUGUCAAGGUCGAGGCGCCCGAGGAGGACAUCAAGGGUGGCGCUCCCCUAAGCCCCGAGAUGAAGAUGAAGAUUCUCCGGCCAAGCAUCCUCACCGAGGCGACGCCCAACUGUCCUCAGACCAACUAUGUCACGAUCAAGCUGCCCGAGGGCCUGCAGUACCGCGCGGGCGACUACCUCGCUGUCCUGCCCAAGAACCCAGAGCCCACCGUCGAGCGCGCACUCAAGCUCUUCAACCUGGACCCGAACGACAACAUUGUGCUGAACAUGCCGACGUCGUCGCUCCCUAGCGGCGUGCCCAUCCGCAUCGGCGACCUGCUGUCGUCGUAUGUCGAGCUCGGUCUUCCCGUGUCGAAGCGUGUGCUCCCCAAGCUUGAGCAGUUCUGCGCCGACCCGCUCGACAAGCAGCGCAUCAAGGCGCUCGAGGACAACUACACGCAGGCGGUCACCGAGCCGCGUCUCGCGCUCGCCGACCUGCUCGAGCAGAUCCCGGGCUGCAAGCCGCCAUUCGGUUUCUUCCUCUCGACCCUGCCCAAGAUGAAGAUCCGCCAGUACUCCAUCUCGUCAACGCCGCUGAAGAACCCCGAGGAAGUCUCGCUUACUUUCACUGUGCACACCACCCCGAGCAAGACGGGCAAGGGCUCGUACCUCGGCGUCGCGAGCAACUACAUUGCCUUCCUGGAGCCGGGAGACUGCCUGAACUGCACCGUCAAGUCGUCGCAGGAGUUCCACCCGCCGGUCGACCCCGCCGUCCCCAUUGUCAUGUUCGCGGCUGGAUCGGGCAUCGCCCCGUUCCGCGGCUUCAUCGAGGAGCGCGCGUUGCAGAAGGCGGCUGGACGCGAGGUGGGCAAGACCGUGCUCUACUUUGGCGUGCGGACACCGAACGAGAUCUACCACAAGGACAUGCUCGCCGAGUGGGUCGAGAGCGGCGCGCUCGACUUCCGGCCCGUCCUCUCGCGCUCGGACGCGACCGAAAUCCCGGGCUUCCCGAAGGACAAGGUCCACACCGUUCCUGGGUGCAAGUAUGUGCAGGACCGCGUCGCUAAGGAGAGCGACGACAUUGUCAAGCUCUUUGAUGACGGCGCCCAGUUCUAUACUUGCGGAAGCGGAGCGCGCCUCGGCUCCGGCCUCAAGAAGGUCCUUCUUGACAUUAUCAAGGAGCAGCCGCGCUGCGCGGGCAAGGACCCGCAGCAGAUCCUCGACAAGCUCGCAAAGGACAGGUACAGGACUGACGUUUUCCUACUAACCCCUGGCCGGGGCUCGACCAACCACAAGCUGAGCAUUCCAGACCGACGAUUUCUACGCGCUGUCGCCCGACCGACCUCCGCCGACCCAAGCACCGGAUCAUGCAUCACCUCGACUUGGGCUCGACUACUUCUUGCCACCUCUUCCUCCAUCUCCAUCGUUGAUUAUUCUCCAACUCGUCUACUCACACCCGGUCUGCGCCCUUCAUCUAGACGUGUAGACACUACAAGUGACUGCCACCGACCUCACGCCACUACUGCUACCAUGUCGUUCCCCGUCCUCCGCAACUCUGCGCUGCUCGCGCGCAGCAUGCCCCGCGCGAUGCCCAUGGGCGUGCGCUUCCGCUCGACUGCACCUGUCCGUGCCGCGGUCAGCUCGACGACGCCGUCCAUGACCACCCCGCCGGCAUUCCUCGGCGACGCCAACGCCGCCGCCGGCCCCAGCACCGGCAUCAAGCUCGAGGCGUCGCCGCCCCCGCCGCGCCCGAGGCGCAAGAUUGCGAGCAAGAAGGCUCCCCUGACCAUGACGCCGGAAGCCAUCAAGCGCCUCGAGGCGCUGCAGGCGAACCCAGCCGAGCCCAAGUUCCUGCGCAUCGGCGUCAAGACGCGCGGCUGCGCCGGCAUGGCGUACCACCUCGACUACGUCCCGCAGCCGGGCAAGUUUGACGAGGUCGUGGAGCAGGACGGUGUGCGCGUGCUCGUCGACUCGAAGGCGCUAUUCUCCAUCAUCGGCUCCCGCAUGGACUGGCGGGAUACCAAGCUCAGCGCGGGAUUCGUGUUUGACAACCCGAACAUUGUCGACACGUGCGGGUGUGGCGAGAGCUUUCUGAGCGAAAGGAGCAUCGUGUAUUAG